CUGUGUGCCCCUCCGCCCCUCAUUUAUGAGGAGACCGAGACCGACUGUCACCCACAGAGAGCGGUCACCGAGUCGGGUGAGGACGGCAUGAUGUGGUCCUUCCUGCCGCUGCUGCUGCUCGCUCUGCUGCGACCCGGCACCACCGGAGCCACACUCACUCAGCAGUGUGACUCUCCCACAGAUGGCACCAUCUACAAUUACCACGCUAAGACUCUAGAUGGCAGAUACACCUAUCAGUACGUGGAACUGAAUGCACUACAAGAGGAGAUGAAACAUCUUGGGCUCAUUGUUCUCGGUUUCCCCUGCAACCAGUUUGGGAAACAAGAACCGGGGAAACCACAUGAAAUCCUUUCAGCUUUAAAGCAUGUGAGACCAGGCGAUGGAUUCGUUCCAAACUUCCUGUUGUUGGAGAAAGGAGAUGUGAAUGGACAGGAUGAGCAGGAGGUUUUCACUUUGCUGAAAAGGGCCUGCCCUCCCGUUGGGGGCGACUUUGGGAACCCAAACGGCAGAUUGUUCUGGGAGCCUUUGAAGAUCAGUGACAUCAAGUGGAAUUUUGAGAAGUUUCUCGCGGGACCAGACGGGAAGCCAGUAAUGAGAUGGCACCCAGCUGUCAACAUAUCGACAGUCCGCGCUGAUAUUCGCAAUUAUCUGUUCAGACUGUACACACAGGAUUUAAAUUAG
This is a messenger RNA of Menidia menidia (Atlantic silverside), 681 nucleotides long. The record is from the annotation of a GenBank genome assembly. Lineage: Eukaryota; Metazoa; Chordata; Actinopteri; Atheriniformes; Atherinopsidae.